ACAGUUCUCAGGGUUUUUCUGGGGAAAGCCUUCCAGCCGCCCUCCAAGGCUUCCAGCCUUCCUCCAAGACCAGUUGCUGUGGGUGCCCGCAACCUGUGAACUCACGCCAGCUCCUUGAGACUUCACAGAAGGCCAAGGCGUUCCAGGACACACAGAGGCUGUGGCCAACUGCCCAGGGGGCGGGGAAUGCUCUCUGUUCUCAGUCGCCCUUCAGGUUCUGUGCCCUGGGGGCCUGGCAGUGGCAGAAUCAUGUGGGCACCUGGUGCGGUGGCCCGGGAACGAGUGCCCCUCCCGGAGGCUCCUCCAGGAUGUUGAUCUCCAACUCAGCUUGGGAUCUUUUUCUUUCACUUUUCUUUUAGCUGGGGUUGGGACUCCCCAGCUGGAAAGCGCACUGGGAAACCGGGGAAACCCCAGCUGAUUCGCCCCUCGUACCUUGAUUGCUCACACUGGCUGCCGCCUCGCACCCUGCAGCCAGAACUCGAUGGAGAGUCCAUGCCGACACAUGGCCCUCUGGCUCUUUGAAGCAGUGUCUCUUCGUGGUCCACGCUGGUGAGGUCCUUUAGAGCACACGGCCCCUGUCAGCAGAUAACCAGCCUACAGGAGGUCAAAAGGCGUUCUGCAUGGAUGGCAGCUGGAAGCCCAUCGCCAUAGCCAGCUCUUCACCACUUAAGCAAUUACCUGGGCAUUAAGUAAUGAAAAUUUUGAAACCAUAUAUGAGGAAUACAUCCAUCUCGUGCUACUUGUGUUUCCUGCUAAACAGUCAUUUCCUAACUGAGGCUGGCAUUCAUGUCUUCAUUUUGGGCUGUGUCAGUGUAGGUCUCCCUAAAACAGAGGCCAACUGGAGGGAUGUACUGAGUGAUCUAGAAUAUAUUGAGUCUCUUAUUAAAUCUGUCCAUAUUGAUGCCACUUUAUACACAGACAGUGACUUCCAUCCCAGUUGCAAAAUUACUGCAAUGAAUUGCUUUCUGCUGGAGUUACGGGUUAUUUUACACGAGUACAGUAACGUGGACCUUAAUGGAACAAUAGAAAACGUGAUGUUACUAGCAAACAGCUCUCUGUCUUCUAACAAGAAUAUAACAGAAUAUGGCUGCAAGGAAUGUGAAGAACUGGAGGAGAAAAGCUUCAAAGAGUUUUUGCAGAGUUUUAAAAGCAUCGUCCAAAUGUUCAUCAACACUUCGUGAUUGUCGCUGAUGCUCUCCAGGGUUUCUGUUAUUACCACGCCGCUGCCUGCUGUGCAGAGGCAGUGCCACUCUGUGCCUCUGAGAUCCGCUGGGGAAACAAAGCAGCCGAAGCAGUGGCCGAUGAACCCCUUGGAUCAGAUGAACUCCGGGAGACGACCGGAGGAAAGGAACUCUACUCAGGCAUCUUUUGCUCCUUUUUAAUUUAUUACUGCGCUUGUACAUAUUUGUAAUAUAACAGAAGAUGUGGAAUAAAGCUCU
This is a messenger RNA of Microtus oregoni (creeping vole), 1439 nucleotides long. RefSeq names its product interleukin 15 (gene Il15). Gene Ontology annotation, molecular function: cytokine receptor binding; cytokine activity. The record is from RefSeq and is a predicted model, not a curated record. Gene Ontology annotation, biological process: positive regulation of T cell proliferation; positive regulation of tyrosine phosphorylation of STAT protein; neutrophil activation. The transcript has 8 exons. Bases 693 to 1181 code for a protein of 162 amino acids. NCBI's taxonomy places the organism in Eukaryota, Metazoa, Chordata, Mammalia, Rodentia, Cricetidae. Gene Ontology annotation, cellular component: extracellular region.